Molecule: messenger RNA, 2873 nt
Organism: Chara braunii
Lineage: Eukaryota; Viridiplantae; Streptophyta; Charophyceae; Charales; Characeae
Source: the annotation of a GenBank genome assembly
GUAUGCGUCCUCGUCAUGCCACUGAGUUCCACAAGUUCCUCGGGCACUUCUGGUUCAACCGGGUCUAGACAGUCUUUUAGUCAAAUGGCGGGCUCGCAGUUCAGCCCGUUGACCCCACGUGAGAGGGAGCUCAGAGAGACCCAGCAGGUCGAGAGGCUCCGCCAGCAGUUAGAAGAGGAUCUGAAGAAAGCAACCGAUAGAGAAAGAGAGAUAAAAAGUAGAGCGACCAGACUUGAUACGUUAGAGGAUGACAAGGCUGCGUUAGAGGGAUUGGACGAAACGGGUUUGUCUGACCCCCUUAAAGUGUUGAAGAACAACAUGUUGUCAUUGCAUGCGCACGUGGACAGCAGGUUGGACUUCAUGCAGAGCACUUUGGACCAGAUCCUGGAUGCAUUGACAAGGCCAGGAUUCCGGCCACCAGCACAAUCGUCGUUGUCGUUAACGGCGAUGUUAGGCCCCUUUCUCGUACAAGUUGGCACCCAGCCAAGUGGUACGUCUGCAGCAGUCUCACAGACUGUUGCAUCUUCUUCUUCGGGUCCAGCGGUGAUUGCUACAUCACCACAACAACCUGUUCAGCAAUCUAGACAACCGCAAGGUCAAUGGUAUCCCAAGACCCCAAUGAAACCGCCUCUUGCCUUCUCAGGCGAGAGAAAGGAUGAGGAACUCAACACAUGGUUGAGGACGGUCCCGGUUUGGGUGAAGGCCAAAAGGACCUUGCUUGAGGACGAAGUGGUAACUGCGACAUCUUACCUAGAGGGUAAGGCAACCAAGUGGCUAGAUGGUGUAGUUGUGAAGGCCGGGUACGGGCGACGCAUGGCGGACUGGGCUAAGUCUUUGACUUUAGACCAAUUCAUGGAAAUGGUAGAAGCUCGAUGGCAUAAUCCACAGGAGGCGCAAAGGGCCACUGAUGCCAUUAACAAACUGGACCAACGCAAGCUUAGGUCAGUUAGAGAGCUUACGACUACCGUUGAGAGCCUGAUCCUCGUCCCAGGUAUCAACUAUAGCGACCAGUUCCUGUUAACAACGUUUGUUAGAUGUCUCCCUGAGAACGUCAGGAACUUACUAGCCAGUGAGGCACGCACCGAGUACCACUCGUUUGAGACAUUGUCUAGGAAAGCUUUAGACUUGGAGGCCACGCUAGGCAAUGCUCAACCCACCUCAGGGAAUGACUCAAAGAAGAAGAAGAGUCCUCAGGAGUGGAAGAAGAAGGGGGGGAAGUUGAUGAUGGUGGAGUCUGAUGGGACUCGAACAGAGAUCGACGAGCUCUCUGACCUAAUGGACUACAUAGAGUUUGACGGCGAGGAGAUAGCUGAGGGUAGCACCCUCGCCGCUCGCCGCGAUAAGUUUGUCGUGGUCUACUUAGACGACAUUCUGAUCUUUAGUAAGUCUGCCGAGGAGCACGCAAAGCACAUUGAGACAGUUCUCUCACUCCUACGACAACACAAGUAUAAGGUCAACUUAGAGAAGUGUGAGUUCGGUCGCACUAAGAUACUAUACUUGGGUCAUGAAGUAUCCGCGGAGGGAAUUAGGUCGGUUGAUGCGAAGGUGGCUAGUAUUCGAGACUGGCCACGACCUCAGACAGUCAUUGAGGUCAGGUCAUUCUUAGGAAUGUGCGGCUACUAUAGAAACUUCGCUAAGAACUAUUCUACAGUCGCCUCUCCUUUGACUGAUCUAACUCGACUUGACACACCGUGGGACUGGAGUGAUGAGUACGAGGGUGCUUUCAAGAGAUUGAAGCAUGCACUCAUGAAUCAUGAAGUUCUCAUGGUUCCCGAUCCGCAGAAGCCAUUCAUAGUGACCACUGACGCAAGCCAAUACGGCAUUGGCGCAGUGCUGGCUCAGCAGGAUGGGGAAAACUUGAGACCGAUUGAGCACAUGAGUAAGAAGAUGCCAUCGAAGAAGUUGGCUAAGUCCACCUACGAAAGGGAACUCUAUGCUCUCUACAAGGCACUUGUCCAUUGGAGACACUUCCUUUUGGGAAGAUUCUUCUAUCUGAGGACUGAUCAUCAGACCCUCAAAUGGAUCAAGACUCAACCGRCUCUUUCUGAUGCACUCAAGCGAUGGAUUGAGGUCAUAGACCAAUAUGACUUCAAGCUUGAGUACCUGAAGGGAGAGUACAACAAGGUUGCAGACGUGUUAUCCCGUAGAGCAGACUACCUAGGUGCGCUAGUUUCUGACUUCGGCGUAUCUAAUGAAGUAACUCAAUCAUUGGUGGGAGCCUAUCAGGAAGACCCUGUCACGAUGGACAUCAUUCGCAAGCUUCAGGCAAAAGACAAGGCCACGGAAAGUGAGUUUGUCAUGGUGGACAAGUUACUCUAUCUUGAUAAGGCAGGAAUAAAAAGGUUAGAAGUUCCAUCUAGUGAACCCUUGCGUAGUUUGUUUUUAGGCGAAUGCCAUGACGCAACUGGACACUUUGGCUACAAGAAGACGAGUGCUAACUUAGUACAGCGAUUUUGGUGGCCUGGUAUGUUUGAUGAUGCAAAGAAGUAUGUAAAGACCUGUCAGGUCUGUCAGCGGGAUAAGCCGCGAACUCAAGCACCGCUUGGGUUGUUGAAGCCUUUGCCUAUCCCUGCUGGUCCAGGACAGAGUGUCUCCAUGGAUUUCAUGGACACCCUGGUGACUAGUAAGAGUGGGAAGAGGCACAUCUUCGUCAUCAUCAUCCGAUUCACCAAGUACGCUAGACUAGUGGCUAUGCCAGAGACCGCAAGAACUGACUUCGUCAUCAAGUUGUUCAAAGACAAUCGUUAGUGACCGAGCGAUUCACAAGUGAACUGUGGAAGAAGACUGCAGAACAGAUGGGCAGUCAACUUCAAAUGACUUCAGGGAAUCAUCCUGAAGCCAACGGACAAGCCAAACAAAUGAACAGAGUUGUA